ACGGAGAGAUAAAAAGUAAAAUCCUUCGAAAUCUCCGCGGGAAAAUCUGCGGGAACCCUAGAAAUUCAAUUCCAUGGCGGAGCCCUCCGUCCACGGCGCCACCCGCCGCAGUUCCUCCGGCGACCGGCCGAAUCGCGCCGAUCCAGACCGACCUCCUCCUCCUCCUCCGUCGCGACGAAGCGGAAGCCCUAGCGACCUCAUCAGCGCCUUGCCGGACGCCGUGAUCCACCGCAUCUUCUCAUAUCUGCCCCUCGAAGACGUGGUCAAGACCAGCGUCCUCUCCAAGCGGUGGCGGUCCACUUGGACCUCCACCACGGAACUUGUCUUCGAUGGAGAGAUUGAAGACCGGCCUCGCAGUACCUUCGACUUCUGGUCCAUCGUCGACGCCGUCCUGAGCCAGUGCACGUCCCCCACGGUGAAGAGGUUCCACGUCACCGGUCUAAAUUGCGAGUGGACCGACCAACCCAAGGUCGAGCUCUGGCUCGGCUUCGCGGCGCGGCACCGCGUGGAGGAUCUCCGCCUGUGGCUGGCUAACGGGUCGUCGUCCUUUUAUGUACAGCUGGGGAUCGUGUAUUGCUUGAGCUGGUUGGUGCGCCUGGAUGUCUGUCGCUGCACUUUCUCGUUGGGUGGUACUAUUAGUUGGCCUUGUCUUAAGUUCUUGUCGAUCGAAUAUGCGGGGUUGAGUGAUGAUUUACUCAGGCGAAUCUUCAGGGGAAGUCCUGUGUUAGAGUCCCUUGAGUUGCGCGAUUGCUGGGGCGUGAAGAACAUUAUAAUAGAUUCAACAAGUGUGAAAGAGUUGGUAUAUGUCCACCCCGGAUACUCUCGCGCGAAGAGAAUGAAAAUUUGGGCGCCGCAUUUGCUGUUGUUGCGUGUAUCAGGGAUGUGGCACUACUAUGACUUUUUCGGACUCGACGAUAUAUCUUCUUUGGUGGAAGCUGAGAUAGAUUUUCAAAUUCUAUAUGGUGGCAAGUGGAUGUGCUGCGACCUGUUGAAGGAAACUUUUGAGAAGCUGCACCAAGUUCCUACAAUCACCAUUGGCGGUUGGUGUUUGGAGAUUCUGUCCCUUUUGGAGAUGGAAGGAGUGCCAGCUGUAUUGUCAAAAUGUCAGAAUCUGACACUACAUGGACCAGUUAGUCAAUGGGACCUUCCUGGGAUAGCAUACAUGCUACGAAGUUCACGGUGCCUGGAAAAAUUAGUCAUACACCUGACUGACCUCACCCCGUUGGAGUUAGAGCUUGAUGAAGAAUCUCAAGAACGUUUUAACUUUGAUGAAGAAGAUUUUUUGUGUUCACGGAGAGGGAAUUUUGAAUGUUUGGCGAAUCAUCUCAAGAGAGUUGAGAUCAUCGGUUUGAAAGCUGAUAGUUUUGGGUCGAAACAUCUGCUCGCCCUGAUUAAGUUUCUUCUUGGGGAUGCAGUUGUGCUGGAGAAGUUGAUUAUCAAGGCUAAAUUGCCCACACGACAUGGACGAAAACGUUUUAAAGCUGCUGUUCUGUCCAAACUAUUUGGUGUGAGCAAAAAUGUGCUCAGCUGUCGAAGAGCUUCCAAAAAUGCUGAGGUUAUCUUCGAUUGUCCUUCCGAAUGGGUGUCCUCAUAAAAGCAUAUGAAAGUCGGGGUUUCGGGUUGAUCUCAUGGCAAGGGUAUGUUGCCCUGGGCACUACACCGCUCAUUUGUAUUCACACUUUUUUUGACGGUAAAAGUUACCUGAAGUGUGACAGGAUUAGGCUUUUUAACAUGCCUCUAAUUUGCUCUUGUUUCAAGUUUCAUUCUAGUUGUAAAUAGGAACCUCUCAAGGAAAGACGUUAAUACUAGUGCUUUGGUUCAAGGGGAUUUUUUUCCGGCAAAAAAGUUUGCAAUCGGAACUAGACUGUUUUUACGGUUUGAUUUGGUUCAGCUUUUCGAAAACCAAAACAAAUCGUGUAAUCAUUAGUCUUGCUGUUAGCUCUGUUAGGUUUUAUUGGACGUUCACGAGUCAUUUUGUUUGAUUAAUAGUCAGGGGAUAUAAAAAACAUAAGUUUUAACACUUCACUUAAAAUUGACGAAGUUAAGGAGUUAAAUGUGCGAAAUGUAAGUUUUCGGAACUCGAGCACAUUGUCGUAACAAGUUUUAGGACUUGUCCUUUAAUUAUUUGAAAAAAGUAUAUCAUACAAGAGUUCGAGUUUGGCUAAUUUUUGGCUAAUUUUUAAGAGUAAAAGCAAAAUAUUUUUAUACGGGAAAUAUGUAUUUAAGACCUAUUUUAAGUUACACAAACUUUUGAGUCUGAAAUUUAAUAUAAAAAAGCAGUUUAUUAUAUGCCCGUCCUUUUGGCCCAUCGGCAGCUUGUCACUCAACUACUUCAACUUUUAAAUGUUCUUCUACUUUAAAUUUUCGAUUUUUUUUCUUGUAAAUUUUACAGCACUAAAUUUGACUUUUUUUUUAAAAUAUGGAACACUUGAAAUAUUUUAAAAUAUUUACAUAAUGUAAUGUCAAUUCAUAAAUAUAUAUUUGUUAUUUUUUUAGCUUCAGGUUUUAAAGCAAAAUCAAAAGCAGAAAUAUUAAGUAAUCUUCAUGUGAUUCACAAACAUGUGUGCGAUGCUCAGAUAUAAUCAACCGUACUAUAAUUAAGUUCUCAAAUAUUAAACCAUUGAAUUUAAUGACAUUUAAAUUAUAGGAUAACUUAAAUAAUUAAUAUAUUAAUUAUCAUAAUUAAUUAAAGCGAUUUCAUCAUAAAUGAUAGUUAUAAUUCAUUCCAAAACCAGUUGAAACUUAGUAGUCCCUGACCUAUAACUAGGAAUCCUUGUUCCACAAUCGUCAAGUUGUCUAUUAUUUAUAAUCCUUAACAUAACAUGAAUAGAUAUCGAUGCAAUAUUAUAUGAUAAUAGGAUUUAACCAUCAUAUAAUUAAAAUUGAUAAAAAAAAAAAUUCAAGCUUGCGGAUGUUAUUCUUAAAUUAUCCUGUUAUCAAAUAAAUUAUAUUUUUUCAGUAUUUAUUCCGAGUUUGGUUUAUAUGUUCAUGAAUUCGCAAAAUCAAAAGGGCGAGGGGUUCGCUCUUUCCCUUUGCCGAACUCAAAAGAGGGAAGGGGUCGCCGGAGCCAAAACUUGUCGGCAACAACUCCAGAAAAGUCGCACAGCUCGUGCUCAACGCUCUUCAACACACUCUUUCUCUCACACAAGGAUGGUUGAAGGCGUCAAAUGGUGCGUAGUUUUUUUUUUGUCUUCUCUUGAUGGGUGUUUGGUUGUUCCUUUUUUCUGAGUAGUGGUGUGGCUUUUGGAGCGAUGACGAGCGCAAAUUGCGAGCUCGUCUGAUGUUGAUCAAGGUACAGGUUCGCAAGGCGUUUUGUGGUCAUGUAGAAUGUGUGCUUGUUUCUGUGUAUUUGAGUAGCUUGAAAGAUGUUAGCUAUUGCACGGUUGAGACUAUUUGCAUGUGAUAUCUGUAACCAAACAUUUGCAAAUUCAGAUAAUGGGUGGUCCAUGUCUCGUGUUGUCUCUUUGGUUGCAGAUUCCUUUACGGCGAAUCUUGUCGUGACAGAAGGGGAAUCGGUUUAUGAUUUC
Molecule: messenger RNA, 3527 nt
Organism: Syzygium oleosum
Lineage: Eukaryota; Viridiplantae; Streptophyta; Magnoliopsida; Myrtales; Myrtaceae
Product: putative F-box/LRR-repeat protein At3g18150
Exons: 3
Coding region: 74-1594 (506 amino acids)
Molecular function (GO): protein binding
Source: RefSeq, a predicted model, not a curated record